UCUGCAUCGGCGAAGGGAGGAUAGUGUGUUUAUGAUAAUAAUUAUUGGGAUCAUUGCAAUUCCACCAUCAACCAUCACGACACCAGAUCUGCAGCGCAGAUGACCUGGCACGGCAAGCUCCUGGCUCAGUUUUCUCGGACCUGGCGCUAUAGCAGUGGAGCGAAAGCUAUACACUGCCGGGGACACCACACCGUGAGUCGACUCGCGGCUGACAUUGCCCGUGCAGCGACAUCAGCUCAUCAGUAUCCACGGCGACAGGCUAUGUCGAGCAUGACAUCGCCAUCGUCGGCACGACGCGUGGACCUGAGGUCGGACACGGUGACUGAGCCGACCGAGGACAUGCGCCAGGCAAUGCUGAGUGCACCGGUGGGUGACGACGUGUACGGUGAUGACCCAUCAGUUGACAAACUUCAGAAGACCGCGGCCAAGAUGUUCGGAAUGGAGAAGGCCUUGUUCGUUCCGUCGGGCACGAUGGGAAAUCUCAUUUCACUGAUGGUGCACGGCUGGCAGCGGGGUUCAGAGGUCCUGCUCGGUGACCGCUGCCAUAUUCUAGAGUACGAACAAGGCGGCAUUGCGCAGGUGGCCGGCAUUCAUCCCAGGGCAGUGAAGACCCUGGCCGAUGGCAGACUUGACCUGGACGACCUUCGCUCCAAGGUGCGCGCAGACGACGUGCAUUACCCCGUGACGUCGGCAAUCUGCCUGGAGAACACGCACAACCUGUGCGGCGGUCGUGUGCUGAAGCCGGAUUUUAUUGCGGAGACGAGUAAGGUUGCCAAGUCUCUCGGCAUACCGCUUCACGUCGAUGGUGCACGGAUCUUCAAUGCCGCUGCCGCACUGCACGUUCCCGUGUCAGAGUUGCUAGUUGGCGUGGACAGUGUUAGCGUCUGUCUCUCCAAGGGCCUUGCAGCUCCUGUCGGCUCGGUGAUUGCCGGCUCGGAGGAAUUCAUCCGCAAGGCGAUCCGUGUCCGCAAGCUGCUUGGCGGUGGACUGCGGCAGGCCGGAGUGUUGGCUGCACCCGGCCUGAUUGCACUAGAGGUCAUGUCAAAGAGACUGCACAAGGAUCACAUCCUUGCAAAACACUUAUCAGAAGGCUGCCACUCCAUGAAAGAGUUGGGUCUAGAUUCCAACCCGGAGGUGACGGAGACCAAUAUUGUGUUUUUCACCGUGGACAAAGCGGUGUGUGGGUAUAGCGCCGGAGAGCUGGUCGACAUUCUUGACAAGGAGGACCCCUCUGUGGCGGACGAGAGCGGAAAGCGGUUCCUGCUCUUAGCCUUCAGCGACACGCUGAUCCGCGCCAUCGUACAUUAUCAGAUUGGCCCGGCCGACAUCGAGGCGUUCCUGGUCCGUCUUAGACGCACGCUGAGCUGACGGUGAUUCUGGGUAUUAUAUGCCGGCAGUGGUUCAUGACCUUGAAAUGCGACGUAUACCGACUGCAGUGCUCCGGCUGAGCGCACGGGAUGCCAUCGAACCUAUUUCGGAUGACCGCAGCUCCGGAUAUAGUUUCUCUCUGGUACCGCAUGCACUGAGCACAAACCUGUGGCAUGUGUCACCAGGACUAAGAGAUCAGUGGCGGCGUGAGAAUGGCUGUUCUGGCUAUCCCACUCUACACGGUGUACACCCCCCUGGCCACCAGGCUACGUGUUCGUGUGCUCCACCUGUAUGAUGUUCAGACCGGACGGAGGUCAGUCAGACACGGCAGGUUUGUAUGGGUAAAAUUGCCCACCAGGCCAGGCAUGUAGACACUCUAAAGGAGCUCAUACAGUUUGAAUGUGGAUCUUUAUGGACUGUGGAAUUUUGUUUCAAUUCUCAAUUUUUGUUAAAGUAUUGUAUGUAUUUGCCUAUAUUUAGUAAUAAUUAUUAGCCUCUCUCCCCCCCCCCCCCCCCCCACCCCCGGUUCCCGAAGGUAUUUUUAUUGAAUAUGUUUUUUAAAUAUUUCUUCAGACUUUUCCCAUAUCAGCUCACUCAAACUUCUGAGGAUCUUUUUAUAAAAAAUUAUUCGCUUCUGAAUGGCAAUGCCUCUCAUUGCCUGAUAUGAAUGGCCAGUCUCAGCAGCAGUAUUUCCAGUCUUUAAUAGCAGCAAGACAGAACACAUGGAAGAGAAACCUGGGUAGUGAUUACCUUCUGGUCCAGGCUUCGGUGCGCACCUGUCACUGUAUUGUACUUGUUUUCUUCAUUUGGCUGCUCAGUGUCAGUUUUCAUGGCUGCCAUGGCUGCAGUGGAGUGGUA
Messenger RNA from Sycon ciliatum, 2226 nucleotides. RefSeq lists its product as uncharacterized. Gene Ontology annotation, biological process: L-threonine catabolic process; glycine biosynthetic process. The transcript is spliced from 9 exons. Gene Ontology annotation, cellular component: cytosol. NCBI's taxonomy places the organism in Eukaryota, Metazoa, Porifera, Calcarea, Leucosolenida, Sycettidae. Bases 100 to 1368 code for a protein of 422 amino acids. The record is from RefSeq and is a predicted model, not a curated record. Gene Ontology annotation, molecular function: L-allo-threonine aldolase activity.